UGAGAGGCGGCCUUCUGCAGCCGCCCCACCAGCUUUUAGGUUGCCGCCGCGGAAUCGCGAGCCCGGGACUAGACGACCCGUGGUGGCGGCCCGGGACCGGAAGCGGGUACGGCUGAGGUAAUUUCCGGCGGGUGACGGUGCGGACGGGUCAGAGGCGUAGAGGCGGCGGCAAAAUGGCGGCGCCUGAGGAGCGGGACUUAACCCAGGAGCAGACGGAAAAGCUGCUGCAGUUCCAGGAUUUGACUGGUAUCGAGUCAAUGGAUCAAUGUCGUCAUACCCUGGAACAACACAACUGGAACAUAGAGGCAGCUGUACAGGACAGACUGAAUGAGCAAGAAGGUGUACCAAGUGUCUUCAACCCACCUCCGUCCCGACCCCUGCAGGUUAAUACAGCUGACCACAGGAUCUACAGCUAUGUUGUUUCAAGACCACAACCAAGGGCAAGUUAUUUUGCAGCUGGGGAUAUUCUUUCUCCUCCAUUUCACAAGGGAUUACUAGGAUGGGGUUAUUACUUGAUUAUGCUUCCAUUCCGAUUUACCUAUUAUACAAUACUUGAUAUAUUUAGGUUUGCGCUUCGUUUUAUACGUCCAGACCCUCGAAGUAGGGUAACUGACCCUGUUGGGGACAUCGUUUCAUUUAUGCGCAUAUUUGAAGAGAAAUAUGGGAGGACACAUCCUGUCUUCUACCAGGGAACAUACAGCCAGGCACUAAAUGAUGCCAAGCGUGAACUUCGCUUUCUGUUGGUCUAUCUUCAUGGUGAUGAUCAUCAAGAUUCUGAUGAUUUUUGUCGCAAUACUCUUUGUUCACCUGAUGUUGUUUCGCUUAUAAACAAUAGGAUGCUCUUUUGGGCAUGUUCCACAAACAAGCCUGAGGGAUACAGGGUGUCCCAAGCUUUGCGAGAGAAUACAUAUCCAUUCCUAGCUAUGAUCAUGUUGAAAGAUCGGAGAAUGACUGUGGUCGGUCGGUUAGAAGGUCUCAUUCAACCUGAUGAUCUCAUUAACCAACUGACAUUCAUCAUGGAUGCAAACCAGACAUACCUGGUUUCUGAACGCUUGGAGAGGGAAGAGAGAAACCAGACUCAAGUGCUGAGGCAGCAGCAGGAUGAAGCAUACCUGGCUUCCCUUCGGGCUGACCAGGAGAAAGAACGGAAAAAGCAAGAGGAGCGUGAGCGAAAGCGACGAAAGGAGGAAGAAGUACAGCAACAGAAAAUGGCAGAAGAGAGGCGACGACGGAAUCUACAGGAGGAGAAGGAGCGGAAGUCAGAAUGCCUACCACCUGAGCCACCACCUGAUGAUCCUGAAAGUGUUAAGAUCAUUUUCAAGUUACCCAAUGAUUCCAGAGUAGAGAGACGAUUCCAUUUUACACAAUCUCUAACAGUAAUCCAUGACUUCUUGUUCUCCUUGAAGGAAAGCCCUGAGAAGUUUCAGAUUGAGGCCAACUUUCCCCGACGGGUGCUGCCCUGCCUUCCCUCAGAGGAGUGGCCCAACCCCCCCACGCUGCAGGAGGCUGGACUCAGCCAGACGGAAGUGCUUUUUGUUCAGGACCUAACAGACGAUUGACGCUUUUGCCCUCGGCCCCACUCCCUCUAUCCCCAAAAGAAAACAAAAUGAAAAAAAGAGAAAUUCAUAUUAUUAUUAUAAUACAAUAUUUUUUUUAAAAGACUGCUGCAUCCUAAGAGGGCAGGGGUGGGGGGACUGGGGAUCAGAAACCAUGCUGCCUGUAUCAACCACAACCUGUGUGGUUCGUGAGAGAGGGAACCAGCAAGUACGUCUGUUCUACAAUCCCAUUGCUUCCCUCCUGCCUGUGUACCGAGCCCCUGCUUUCCAUUCACAGGGAGGGAUACGAGAGAGAAUGCCUCUUCUGAUCGACCCAUAACUCUUUUGGUGGGAUGGGACACUCCCUCACCAGUUCUCAUUCUUUAUAGCUUUUAUAGAAAAAUAAUAAAACCACCAACAACCAACUAUAUCCCAACGUCUACUGAAGAAUUGCUCCUCUUGCCUCUAUGGAGAGGAGAUUCAGGGAAGAGAAGGGACAGACAGAGGUGUUUCUUCAAUUUCCCACUACAUAUAAAUCUUUUUUUUUUUCUGUUGCUUUGUAAUGACCAAAGGAAUGGGGCUGACAUUUUUUUCCCUUGAUUUUAUUUGCUAAAGAGCCAAGCGUUACCAGAUAAAUUUUUGUCCCGGGUCUCUUAUGUAAUAAAGGCUUAGUGGGUUGGUUUGUGUUGAUGCCCACUCUUGUCCUCUACAGCUCUCCACAGAGGCUGUUGUAGUCUACAUUCUUGUACUUAGAGCCCACUCCCAUGCAAACACUGUUGUGUGUGAAUCAAUGGGUGAACUCUGUAGCCCACUCAGCAUCUAUGUAAUACCACACAGAAUACCACUACACACAAGUGUAGCUUUUUCAGAGGUCUCAAUCAGAUGGUUAGUUUGGAGUCUGAACCAAAGGAUGUUAGCUUUUCUUUCCUGUUGUCAUACAGGAAUCCUCACUUCCUCCUACCCCAUUCUCUACUCCUUUCUCCCCAGAGAUUUCCGGUUACAGGGUUGAGCCUACAGAGAAACAGGAGUUACCCUGUUUGUGUGUAAGUGUGUUGCGGUGUAACUUUAUUUUUAUUUUUAAGUACAAAAGAAAUAAAGGCCUUGAAGGGAAUAUGGGCAGGAAUUAUAUGCCUAAAGUGGAAGGCAUGUGUGUUUCUCCUGUAGAUGCUUGCUUGAGGCAAGCAAUUAUUUCUGUCCCCUGAAUGUUGUGUUGAAGUCAUAGGGCCCUUGGACCAGAGAUUAAUAGGCUGUGUAUUACAUACCUGAAGCUCUAGCCCAGACGUUGAGUUUAUGAUAGUGAGAAUCUAAUUUAGGGCGCUGAGGUCAGUAUGAGCUGAUGGGUAACCCAAACUGUUCUGUAGUGAAACUAAUGGCUACUGGGGAUAGAGAUGCAACCUACUGAGACUGCAGGCCCCAACGUGCUAUGGGGCCAAUGUAUUCAGAUCAAGAUAGGACUUAAUUUGUUGGACCUUCAGACUCCAGAGGCUGCAUCUCUUAUUUAACUUUAACUUAAGGGCAGCUAUUUUAUGUUCCACAUUAUCAGUGUUCAGUUCAUCCCUCUCAUCAGGGAUGUCACCAGUGAGGGCAGAGUACGGGACCACUCAAAAGUCACCAGGAGUUCUGUGAAUAUCUCAUUGGCUUUGACGUAUGCAACCAUAUCUAAUUCAUCAACUCGAGUAGAGUUAAUUUUUUUCCAAGGACUUAUUACUUUUCAGCCUAAUUUCCUACAAUUUCAGGACUGGAUUAAAAAACAAACCACAAGCAUAUAUCUUAAAAGCUGUCUUCACAGGGACCUUAGAAAGACAAGCCAAGUUCUUCAUUCAACCCUAUAUGAAGUCUGUUAGUGUCAGACUAGAUAGGAGAUAAUUUUCAAUUUAAUCCUGAGCCACCCUCCCUGCUUGGAGUAAUACAGGUAUAUCCUCUCAGCAGGACAUGGAAGGUUAGUAAAUACCUUAAUAAAUUCUCAUGUUUUUCAAAGGAUAGUGUUAUGCAGAGAUGGAGUCCAUUUGAUCUCAUUUUCUUUUUCAGUCAUUUCCCUCCAGUUCUUUAUUAAACCUCUGACUUGGUUUAGAAUGCUCCCCUCCUGUCUCUCUUGCUUUUUGAUAACUGUGUGAUUGGGUGGAAGGGAUUGGGUUGGGGACAAGGCUCUAGAUAGCUGCUACUUUGGGGAACACCUUGCCUGUUGUGUUUGCCUUAAGGAGACUACCUGAACCCCCUUCUCCUUCCUUUUCAAACUUAGCCUCUAAUUGAGGUUAACACUUGUUCUACUGUCUCUAGGUACAGUCUCCUUCCCUUGAGUUUUACACUUGAUGCCAAUACAAUAUUACUAAAGUGGAACUCGGGGCAUGGGGGUGGUGAGUGGUUGAGAUGUUCAUUGAAACCUACAAGAGAAUGGUGAACAGUGUCCACAUAAUCUCUGAGGUCUUUGAGCAGUUGUUUACAAGAGUCACACUCAGCAGCUGGGGGGGCGGGGGCAGGAGAAUGAAGUUCAGUUCAGGUCUAAAGAACUCCCAAUUUUGAGGUUGCCGAUUCAGCUGAACCUCAGUUGGAACAUGACUAAGCAAAGAUACCUGAAUUGAAGUCUCUUGGAUUUGUGCAGCUUAAGCAUUCUGCCCUCCAAGCCUUUCCUUACAUAUCUGCAGAAUAUCCGCAACAGAUUUUUCUUUCUCUCCCCUUGUUUGAACCUGGUCAGAAAUUUGUGAGAUGACAUCGGAGAAUCUUUCAAAACCAAACCAAACCCAACGAAUGCAAGAACCCUAAAAAGAACUUGGAACCUUCGACUGAGCAGUCAUUAUGAAAAUUGCAAAUGGUGCCAAGGCCCAAGAAAAAGCUGCAGAAAGUGACCAAGCAGGGAUUGAAACCUCUGAAUGCAGAAUUGAUGGAAUGGAGUGUUGCCAUCUUGUGCUCAAACAAGGGGCCCCACUUAACAUCUUUUUUCAUCAUUAUUAAAGACUUGUGAAGAAUGCAGCAAUGGGAAACCUAUCCUGAAAAGGAUGUAAUGACCCUACCUAUACUGCACCUGAAUAGUUACGUGGUCAUUUACUGAAUAAAUCUAGUGUACUUAAAAUUCUUUUCAUAAAGUUUACAUUGUAUUGUAGGUUAACAUUAAAUGUUUUAUAACAAAGUGCA
This is a messenger RNA of Dromiciops gliroides (monito del monte), 4664 nucleotides long. It is a transcript of the gene FAF2, whose product is annotated as Fas associated factor family member 2. Lineage: Eukaryota; Metazoa; Chordata; Mammalia; Microbiotheria; Microbiotheriidae. The transcript is spliced from 11 exons. Gene Ontology annotation, cellular component: endoplasmic reticulum. Bases 174 to 1559 code for a protein of 461 amino acids. Gene Ontology annotation, molecular function: ubiquitin binding. The record is from RefSeq and is a predicted model, not a curated record.